AUGGCGUUCAUGUGUCCUGCGAUGGGGCUGGCCCUUCUUGGCCACCUUACUAUCUUCAUCGCGCAAGCCUCAGCUUCAUCCCACACUCGAAGCUCGUUGGCCUGGAUUCUGGGCGGCAUUGACGAAGACUGUGACUCGGCGUGUGCGCAGUCAGGCCGCCAGUGUGACGAGAAGGCUUGGCCCACCACGUUCGCUGAGUGGAAGGCAGUGGCGGCACUCACGCAGGGACUGAACUGCACAUCGCAUUCGCGCGGCACGUGGGACCACAACCCAGCGCUGUGCACAGAGGUCGGUUACUGCGACGGAAUGUGCUUCUGGGAGGGCGCGGGAGCCCGGUGUGGCGGAGGCACCCGGCAGUUUCCUUCUCUCAUUGCCCGGCGCAUUUGCCCGUGCCGAGCGGCAGGGGAAAGCCAGCAGGCCGCCGGGGUGUCUCCUGCAGUGGCGGCGGCGCAGGCCGGGAGUGUCCAGCUGCCGCUCCCGAGGACUCCUGUACUGGCCGCAGUGGCCGAUGCAAAGCACGGAAGAUUCUGGCUGCCGCGCGCGGGCAACGGCACCGCUGCUGCCGGCUCCCGCCCCGCCGCCCGAAAGGCGGGACCCCGCCUCGGAGCCGCCGGGGGAGGCGCAGUCGUGGGCGGCGUCCGCAGCGCGCCUCCUGGGCGCGGCGGCUGCCAGGAGCGUGAAUGCUGGCCGGUCCGCGCAGGGGUGAGCGCGCUUCGCGGUCUGACCCUCUCUGCACGCCGCGCCCUCAGAGGGCAGCAGGGCAUGUACAUACGUCGGCGACUACAAUCGGGAGGACAGCAGCACAUGUGCAUGUGUCCGCGACUGCAAAUGAUGUGGUUACGCCAGGCUGUGGUCUGCGAUCCUCGUCGUUGGGGCUUUGGGGGCACCACGUUCCCCUCGUUGGGCCUUCUCGGGGCGCGGCGGAGAACUCUGCCGAGGUCCUUGUCCGCCCCAUAG
Prorocentrum cordatum is the source of this 957-nucleotide messenger RNA. The record is from the annotation of a GenBank genome assembly. NCBI's taxonomy places the organism in Eukaryota, Dinophyceae, Prorocentrales, Prorocentraceae.